AUGAGCAGACAGACGAGCUCUGAGCACGCUGAAGUGGAUGCUGAAGCGGAUCCUGCAGUGCAGAAGCGUGCUGCCUCGCCUGCUGCAGACGCUGUCCGCCGCCCAAAGCGAGGCAAGUAUACGGCUGUUGCGUGUGACGAGUGCAAGAGGCGCAAGUUGAAGUGUUUGCCUGGUGAGAACGAAGAUGCGUGCCGGCGGUGCACAUCAUCAGGCCUGCCCUGCGUGUAUCCGACACAUAGAGAGGCCGCAAACGCCGCCAAGGGCAAGUCAGAAAAUAGUGCGGAGCUAUGGGCGUUGGAUAAAGAGGUGAAGCAACUUCGUCUCGAAAUGGCCCAGUUGGCUGCUACAGUGACUGAGCUGAAGACGCGAGUGAAUGGAGAGGAUACCCGUUCAAUUGCGGCCUCGGUGAGGUCUGGUAGCAAUGCUGCCACUGGCCAAACAUCCCCACGAGAUCCUCGCCUCAGGAUCACUGUCCCGAAGCAACCUCAAUUUGUUGGCCCAACAAGGUCAGCAUACAGUAUAGAGAUUGGUGAGAGAUCUUUGACAAGGAUGGGGAUUCCGCCCUAUGAGAUGCCGCCCCCAAGUGGCCCUGGAUCUCCAAUCGAACCAUCCAGAGGGCCGCUCACACUAGACUAUGAAUUCUGGCAACGGUGUGACACUUCUGAGGUAUCACGAUUAUUGGGGGUGUUUCAAGAAGAGGUCGAAUCGGUUUAUCCCUGCAUUGAUAGUGGUUAUCUGGCGGCGAACGCAUCAAAGAUCCUGGAGUACGGCCGCAAUAGCGAAACUGCGCUCCAAAGUGAUAUGGCGCCAGAGCCCAGGCAAAUGGACUUUUCGUACAAGGACUUCCAACUUGCAAAGGUGGCGCUCGCUAUUGCGAUCGUCAUUGAAGCGCAUGGGAAAAGAGAGAAUAGCACUCAAAUGGUAGAGUCUGUUGAACGCAGUGUUUCGAGGAUAUCAAAACCAGCAGGCGACGUCAAGGACUUGCAAAUCCUGACGGUCUUGAGCAUCUAUUACUUUCACUCUGACGAGGACUUGCUUGCCUGGCGUACCAUAGGCUUGGCAGCACGGGAUGCACUUGAAAUGGGCCUUCAUAGAAAGGCAACCAUAUUGGAAUCUUUCCACGAUGAGGCUCAGAGGUCGAUGGCUGCCAGAGUUUUCUGGGUCAUUUAUGUUCUCGAUCGUCGCUGGAGCUUCGGCACGAGUCUUUCAUUCGCACUGGUAGAUCGGGACAUUGAUCCUGAACUUCCAGAACCAGGUCCGGAUUACCAAUACCUCAAAUGUAUGAUUGGUUAUGGGCGUCUUAGUUCCCAGCUUUGGGAGGCACUCAUGGCAUUCGGCUCCAUGGCCAAUUUCAUACCAGAGGAAACCACAGCCGUAUUGGAUCUCAAGACGCAAGAAUGGCUGGAAUCUAUACCCCCCGACCUCCAACUAAGGCACCCACGCCUCGGGCUUGCAGCUCGUGCCCAGCCACGUGUGCUUCACCGCUUACGCGCUCUUCUAUAUCUUCGCGGUAAUCACACGAGGAUACUCAUCUAUCGCCACCACCUACUCAGCCCGGCAAAAAUCAAAGCUGAUCCUCACAGCGCAUACCUUGUUGUCGAGAUAGCCAAAGAUAGUAUAAAAGUACUGGUGCAUCUGAAUGCAACUUCAGACAUCUACAGCCGGCAGCAGACCGCAUUUAACUACUUCCUAGUAACAGCCUUGGCGGUUAUUUUCCUUGCUGUCUGCCACGAUCCCAAGGUCUUUGCAGAAGUAUGCAGGAACAGUUUCCACGCGGCAGUCAAAUUAGUUCGAGACUUCUCUCGUCGAAGCCAGGCUAGCCGCAGGCUCUGGAACAGUAUCCGAGGCUUAUUACCCCGGUUAAAGAGAUUGGGAAUGAAAGGGGCUGAGGACGGCCGUGACGUUGAGCAGAACAACGGCCAAAAUGAGUUGGCUGCUCGCGAGGAUAGCGCAGGUAGUCUGAACCAGCAAAGCGAUUCCAAGGAGCAAAGGUACGGAGAGGAGCCGGGCAUGAUUGUUCCGGUUGGCAUGGAAAUGUUGGCUGGUGGUUUAGACUCUGGCACUGAAUUUGCUGGGGCGGGCACAACGCCCAACAUGUUCCAGAUGAGCAAUGACCUCAUGGCAUUGUUUGAUGUUUUCGAGCAGGGACAGCAGUUCCCAUCGGAUUUCGGGCAUGAUUAUUAUAACGGUGGCGACGGGAGCGAAAUCACGCGACGAUUUCAAGGUCUUAUGUAG
Messenger RNA from Clonostachys rhizophaga, 2235 nucleotides. Lineage: Eukaryota; Fungi; Ascomycota; Sordariomycetes; Hypocreales; Bionectriaceae. The record is from the annotation of a GenBank genome assembly.